AUGGUCCUAAUAACAGCCUCAACAACAAUCCCUGUCAACCCCUCAGGCAGCACACCAACACUCACAAAAGAAGACCUUUGGAUAGCCCUCGUGCUCAAAGCGCGCGAUCCCAAACAAUUCGUCCCUGUCAUUGAGAGUUCCGAGGUUAUAUCCGAGAAUGAGAACAGGUUAACGAGGAAAGUCUCAUUCAAGGGCGACGAUGCUAGUAAAGAUGGUGUUGAGGAACGGGUGGUGUUUGUGGGGGGUAUGAAGGUUGACUUCCACAUCCCCGCGACAGGCCAGGUCGUUUCGAAUAUCAUAUCAACGUCACCGGCUGACGAGUUGUUUCUUACGUUUACAUUCGAGUGGCCGCAUCCCGAAUUACGGGCUGGGAGUGUCGAGGUUAAGGAGUUAGAGGCGAGACGAGGAGAGUUGAGUCGGGGUGUUGUGCCGCAUACGGUUGAGGUUGCGAGGGGGUUGAAAAGGGACGGGGUGUUAAGGGUGGGGUGA
This is a messenger RNA of Aspergillus chevalieri, 489 nucleotides long. Its product is annotated as SRPBCC family protein. NCBI's taxonomy places the organism in Eukaryota, Fungi, Ascomycota, Eurotiomycetes, Eurotiales, Aspergillaceae. Bases 1 to 489 code for a protein of 162 amino acids. The record is from RefSeq and is a predicted model, not a curated record. The transcript has 2 exons.